This is a messenger RNA of Penicillium waksmanii, 1539 nucleotides long. It is a transcript of the gene sam50, whose product is annotated as SAM complex subunit SAM50. The transcript has 4 exons. The coding region runs from base 1 to 1539 and encodes 512 amino acids. Gene Ontology annotation, biological process: protein insertion into mitochondrial outer membrane. Lineage: Eukaryota; Fungi; Ascomycota; Eurotiomycetes; Eurotiales; Aspergillaceae. The record is from RefSeq and is a predicted model, not a curated record. Gene Ontology annotation, cellular component: SAM complex; outer membrane.
AUGUCCUCCCUGUCGGCCGAAGAUGGCGAUAUCUUCGAGCGCUUGCAACAGCGCAAAGACCCGCAGGUUCUCGAGGAGCAGGAGCAGGCCGUGAAGGAGCGGACACAAGCAAUUCUGCAAAAGGCUCAAGCCCGCCUGGGCGAAUUGCUGGACCAAAACUCGACUCUACCAUGCACCAUCUCCUCGGUCCAGGUCCUCGGUGCUCCCAACACUCGCCGUGGCUUCCUCGAGAACGUCCUGAACCCUCUUUUGAGCGAAAAUAAGAAUCGGCCCUAUACUCUUUCCGAGGCGUUGCGGGAGGUAUCGGCUAUGGCAGACAAGCUUGGGCGAUUUGACUUGUUCCAUCAGCCCAUCUCCGUCCACCUGGACGAGGCUAACAACAAUGGCGACCUGCGCAAUCUCGAUGUUCUGCUGGCGGUCCGCGAGAAGUCCCGCGUGAUUCUGAAAACCGGUACCGAUCUUGGAAAUGCCGAGGGCUCAGCUUACGGAAACCUUCUCUGGCGCAAUCUGUUCGGCGGUGCCGAGACUCUCAACCUGAACGCCUCAUUGGGAACCCGCACACGAUCCGCCUACCAGGCCGCAUUCGAGACACCACUCUUCUGCGACCCCGACUUCCGCCUUGAGGUCGGCGGAAUUGCUAGCGCUACGCAGAAGUCGUGGGCUAGUCACGAGGAGGUGCUCAAGGGAGGCUGGAGCAAGCUUCGAUGGCUGUCCAAGUCCGGACAUCGCCACGAGCUGGGCUACAAUGGCUACUGGAGACAGAUUACCGGCCUCGGCGAGGGUGCUUCUUCCACUGUCCGGGCUGAUGCGGGCGACAGUGUUAAAAGCAGUGUUUUCCACAGCUGGGUCAACGACCAACGUGAUAACGCGAUGAUGCCCUCCCGCGGAUACUAUGCCAAGAUCUUCAACGAGGUUGCUGGCUGGGGCCCGCUGAAGGGUGAUGUGUCCUUCUGGAAGUCGGAAAUCGAGACCCAGGGUGCGAUCCCCGUCCCGAUCCCCGGUAUCAAGGGUGACAGCGGCGUGAGCUUCACAACUGGAUUCCGCGCUGGUCUUAUGGUCCCGCUGGGCCUGGACUCGAACUCUCGUCCUCAACUCUCCCGCAUCAAUGACCGCUUCCUGCUCGGUGGACCUACCGAUGUUCGCGGAUUCCGUCUCUGCGGUCUCGGUCCCCGCGAGGGAGCUGAUUCUCUUGGCGGCGAUGCCUACGCUGCUGGUAGUGCGAACCUGCUCUUCCCGCUCCCCCGUGUUGGCGUAGACAGGCCUCUCCGCAUGCAACUGUUCCUGAACGGUGGUCGCUUGCUGCCGUUGCGGACGUCGCAGAAGGCUGCCCCCGCGACUAGCAGCGAGGUGCAAGACGCGGUGAUCUCCACUGUCACCGAUUUGCAAAAUGGUCUACCUAGCAUCGCGGCUGGUGUUGGUAUUGUGUACGCCCACCCGGUUGCACGCUUCGAGCUCAACUUCUCUCUCCCGCUUGUCCAGCGCAAGGGCGAGGAGGGUCGCAAGGGACUCCAAUUGGGAAUUGGCAUCAACUUCCUAUAG